UAUUUUGCCAGAUAAACUAUAUAAAUUGAUACUAGAUUCAAAUUUUCUUAUCUGAAGAAAAUAGGAAAAAUGACGAACGUACCAGCAUCGUGGAAUAUUUGCACCUCUCCGCCUACUGGUAUAUGUUAUGUACAAACGCGCCCAACAAGUGGUACUAACAUUGAGUACGCUAAAAAGACAAAAUGCUCCGUUAUAGGAGUGGCUGUUACAGAACUUAUAUUCGGGAUCUGUCUGGUUGGCCUUGGCAUUGCAAUACUGCCAGUUUGUACCAGUACCAGGGGAUGUGACUACCCAUAUCAAUACUUCGACUAUGGAACACUGUCGAAGUUGGGAACUAAUAUAUGGGGAGGGGCUUUGGUGAUUCUGUUUUCAUGUUUUGGACUUGCCCAAGGCUGCAGCCCUUCUACUUGUACGAUUACUACAAAUCUUACUUUGUCUGUAAUCGGAAUCUUUGUCUCGAUCUGCCUUCUUGGAAUGGAAAUUACCGCUAGUCUUGUUAGCUAUCAAUCCGUAGAUCUCAUCAUUCUACACUCUAUUGCAUCGUUCUUUUGGUUUAUUUUAUUCAUUCUGUUCAUCGUCAGCACCUCGUAUUCUGGAAUUGCUCGCAGAUGUUGUUGCUGUGAUCCAUACCACUUCCAACAGAACGUUGCUGUUUUCCCAAUCGGACAGCCAAAUGCUGUUACCCUGGCUAAUGGACAAACAGUUAUUUUCCAAGGUCAACCUCAUUCCUCAACUGUGCCACCACACAUGAACCAACCUCCGAUGUAUACAGCUCAGUACGCACCAUCCAUGACUGGACAGGCUAAUGUUGCCUUCCAGUCCGACCCACCACCCAAGGUCUAAAGGGAAUCACCAUAGUGAGGAAUCAGCUGCACCGAAAUACUGACAAUUUAAUUUUGAUAACGUAUGUUGCUCUUUAUAGAUAUGUUUUAUCAUCGACAUCUUGUAAUUAGAAAUUCAGAUCAUAAGUAACGAAUAUAUGUUUGUAAUAUAAAUGUGAUAAUUUUCUGUGCAAUUAUAUUAUUUUGCAAAUAUAAUUUUAUGAAUAAUUAGUUUUUCAAACUAAUAUGAGAAUGAGAUCUCUAUUAUGCUUUCAUACGCCUAUGUUGAAAUAUAUAUAUUUACAUAAUUAUAUUGAGACGAUCCGUUGUUAUCCUCACGAGGAAAGCCCAGGUUUGAAAUAAGUAUCAUCAAUGAAGGUAUAGUAAUUGGCUGAUUCAAUGGCAUCUGUGACAUUUAUUUUACUAUAAUAUAACCUAUGCAGAGUGUAAUAAAAAAGACCCAGGCAAGCUUCAAUGAUCAUGAGGCUGCUUGACUGUUGAAAGGCUUUGGGCUGAGAGUUUAGGUAUCAAAAUACGCUUCCGGUAGCC
Messenger RNA from Styela clava, 1370 nucleotides. RefSeq lists its product as uncharacterized. Lineage: Eukaryota; Metazoa; Chordata; Ascidiacea; Stolidobranchia; Styelidae. The record is from RefSeq and is a predicted model, not a curated record.